Molecule: messenger RNA, 3710 nt
Organism: Xylaria bambusicola
Lineage: Eukaryota; Fungi; Ascomycota; Sordariomycetes; Xylariales; Xylariaceae
Exons: 1
Coding region: 446-3184 (912 amino acids)
Biological process (GO): protein K48-linked deubiquitination
Cellular component (GO): cell periphery; cytosol
Molecular function (GO): cysteine-type deubiquitinase activity; K48-linked deubiquitinase activity; cysteine-type carboxypeptidase activity
Source: RefSeq, a predicted model, not a curated record
CCUACAUAUGUCGGGAUCUUGAGCUGCCACUUAAAAACCCACGAGGCUUGACUCCGCCUCUCUCUCGAGGAAGUAUCGUAAAACUGCCCGUCUUCUGUCGUUUAAGCGUAUUGCCACGAUAGUUCUUAGCAUCGUCAUCUCCACGUUGUGUCGCAUUCCUUCUGCCCCAGCUCGUUAUCUGGGUGUCUUGCACAUCGUGAUGACGCAACCUCCUUAGGUCCUCUCGUAUCUACUCUUUUACUCUACUCUUCUACCUCGAUGAAGUACGGCUCCUGCGCCGCCAUACUACGGAACUAGUCCCUUGGAAUUAGCGACUCGAAUUGCCUUCCCGUUCUCAAUCUGCGCUCGUGUCACAGUUACAGAGCUACAAAACAGAUUGCUCUCUGCUAUAUACCCUGUUGCUCAACGCCGUGUCGCAUCCACUUCUGUUGCGCGCUCUCUCACCAUGGUGACGAGGAAACCCACCCCCGAAAGCCCCUCGACUAAUGUCAACGAUGCCAACGCAUCCGAACCUCCCCGCAUAGAAGUAUGGUCAGCUACCAAUUCCGAAGUCGACGCAGAGAGAAUAUGGGGCACGCCAGAGCAAACCUCCGCGGGGCAUCGUGGGGCCAGCGAAACCGGCAACACCGAUACUUCUCGAAAAGUCCCGGAUCCAUUGCGGCCUGGUGUCACCACUAUCAGCCCCCCUUAUGAACAAGCGGAGCAGAAUCCAUGGGACGAUAUAGACAACGGGGUAAUUGUGCCUAAUGGAGACGACGCUCAGCCUACUACGCUGGUUAAGGUCCCAACUGUCUUGCGCCCCGGCGUUGGUCGGUCAGAAACGAACCCAUUCAAGCGGAAGCCUAUACAAAGCUCCUCGGCAGUAGUCGACAUUCCAAGAAAACCUUACGAGGAGUCUACAAUUGCUUCAGAACCACCCACCGAGGCGUUUUCCCAACUUGGAGUCCAUGAAUCGUCAGACCAAAACACAAACCCAUGGCGGCCGGCCGUAGAUGAGACGAACAGUUCCGGAUUUACACCACCACAACCACCGUCGCUACUUGACCAGGACCCUGAGAAAAAUGUUUGGGGCACUGGUUCUCAGUCACUCACAACAACUCCCGGCAUUACUCCUACUCAAUCAUCAGGCAACAUUCACUCAACUGCCUCUCCUAGUCCCGCGCCCUUGAAUACCACAACGGCUGCUGAUCUUUUAGGCGAUGAAAACGCUUGGGAAAGGGAAGAAUCCAACAACAAAAACAACAAGGGCAAGCAACCUGUUGAGCCACAGUCGUCAAUCCCACCUGAAUCCAUUGAUGGCUGGAAUGUGGUUGAUCAUGAACCAACAUCAGAUCAGGUUCCAGGUAGUCUCUCUAGACAGAGUACUUGGGAAAACUUUGACGCCGCAGAUGAGGACACGGCUAAAGAGGUCGCGGCGUCUGAGGCCGAAGAGGCACCGCCGUUGCCGCCUAGGACGUCGAUAGAAGUCCCGCCGCCGCAACCUCCACGUCGACAAUCGCCAAACAAUGUGAAUAUGUCAGAAACCUAUCAGAUUAAGAGCAUUCGUUGGUAUGAUUCGAAGGCACCUCAGAACCCUCGAGCUUCGCCUAUUCUUGUUCAGAAUGCUAACGGCCCUUGCCCUUUGGUAGCCCUGGUAAAUGCGUUGACACUGACGACACCAGCUGAUCAGGCUAACACGAAUUUGGUUGAGACGCUUGGGGCCCGUGAACAAGUUAGUCUCAGUUUUCUUUUAGAGGUGGUUGUAGAUGAGCUCAUGUCCUCGCGGCAUGCGGGGUCUGACAUGCCCUUGCCGGAUAUGUCAGAACUUUAUGGUUUUCUACAAGGGCUGCAUACAGGAAUGAAUGUCAACCCACGAUUUAUACCUACUCCCGAAGCUGCAGCUGCCCAUGGACAAAUUUCGCCGGGUGAUGAUAUGCCGGGCACAUUUGAAAAGACCAGGGAUAUGGAGCUUUAUGCUACAUUCAAGAUUCCUUUGAUUCAUGGCUGGCUGCCUCCAAAAGAUGACGCGGCAUAUGCCGCGUUGAAGAAGCGAGCUGCUUCUUAUGAUGAUGCACAGAAUCUUCUCUUUCAUGAAGAGGAGCUUGAAGACAAGUUCAGCAGCUCACAGACAGGCCUGACAGAGGAGGAGCAGCAGCUGUACCAAGACAUUGUCACCAUUAAAUCAUUUCUUUCUACAACGGCAACACAAUUGACACCUUCGGGCCUCGAUGUCAUCACUCAGUCUAUCAAGCCUGGAGAUGUUUCAAUCCUAUUUCGCAAUGAUCACUUUUCUACUUUAUAUCGCCACCCACAGACACUUCAGCUGUUCACCCUGGUUACGGACGCCGGCUACUUCACUCAUGAUGAAGUCGUGUGGGAAUCACUUGUUGAUGUUAGGGGUGAGCGGGCGGAAUUCUUUUCUGGCGACUUUCGUGUUGUUGGCGGCAACCAAGGUUCAAGGUCACAGAGCAACGAUGAUGGCUGGUAUGAUGACCCGUCGUCCGGCGCUGAUACUUCUAACAAUAGCGGCUGGCAAACGGUACGGAGUAGACGCUCACAAAAUAACCGUCAAAGUGAACCAGCGCCAACUACCACACCACUCUCGCCACAUGAACAGGAGGACAGAGACUUAGCUUUAGCCCUACAACUGCAGGAAGAGGAAGAAGAGCGACAUCGUACAGAGCAGGCCGCUCGGCGCCGAGAAAGCCGUCUGUCCGAGCAGUAUAUUGAACAACAAGGGAGGGGUGGGAACCGUACUGGGACCCGGACCCGCGGUGGCUCAAUCAAUAAUGCCGGCAGAGGAAGCUCUCAUAGUUUGCCACCUCCUAGAGGUAGCUCCGCUAACCAGCCAGCCCGGGCAGCAGCAGCGGUACAACCAAGGAGAAGCGUACAACAGGUUCGGUCCCUAAUCCCUCCCGUAACUCAUCGAGCGGCAGAAGAAGACAUAGAAGACGCACCUCCGAGCUACGAACAAGCUGCAAAGUCAACGCCAUAUGUCCCGCCCGCCGGUCACCCCAGCCAUCCAUCAAGUAAUCCUACAAGUCCGAACCCGAGCCCGAACCCAAACCCGAGGAGGAGCUCUAACUUGAGAAGCCAGAGCAUCGCUGGACCUAGUACACCGACCCGACCACGUCAAGCCUCGCAACACUCUGUCGCUGCUGGUGCGGGCGGUGGGAAAGACAAUAAGGAUUGCAUUGUGAUGUGAUAGAGAGUCUCUACACUGAAUUUGAUUUACUACUACUACUACUUACUACAAGAUUUUUCUUUUUCGUUUUGCUGUUUUUCUCAAUGAAAGAAAGCGGGCAUGAUAGCAGGUUUUUCGAGCAUGGAAUCCAUUUUCAUUGGCGUUUGCACGGCAUAGGGGGUCUUUCUCGGUUUGGGGCUUGGCUUGGUUUUUUAUGGUUGGUAAGACGAGUAUUAUAGGGAAAGGUGAACGCCUUUAUACAAAUUUUCAAGAGAAGAAAUUAUUCCCUCUCUUUUUUUUAUUCGCCCAAUUCGUGGUUUGAAGAGCGGAUUACAUGCAUGAGAUUUAUAUAUCGUGGUAUAUACAUAUAUAUGCAUUUAGGUCGUACUUAUCUAUACCCUCUAUUGUAACAUGAAUGGAUCGUGCCCUUCACGCCGAUUGCGGGAUAUACGUUUAUGAUGAACGAGCUCAUGAAACUUAUUUAAGAUCUAUGUUUUAAAAUGUUAAAGAUCUUGUAAACCUAUAAUUUGAGGAGUAUGUAUUGCCU